UGAUAUCGAAUUAUUGUCCGGCCCUACUAGUAUAAAAUGAAUGGGUACUAGUAUCUAUUUAAUAAGUACUAGUACCUGAUAAUUAACUACUAGUAUUUCAAAAUAUGCACUAGUCCCAGCUGGAAUACACACUAACCAAAACUGAAUGGUUGAUAUCUCAAUAACAGAUCCCCAUAGAAAUCAAUGAAAUUUAAAAAUAAUGUUUUACUAGCAACAACAGUUACAAGUCACUAUUAAAAUAAGCACUAGUAUCUUAUAAACAAGACUUGUAUCUAUUUAAUAAGUACUAGUAUCUUUGUGCACUUAAAUCAGGUUGAUUUUGUACAUUAACAUAAUGGAUGUCCAUACAACAGUGGAUAUUAAUGUGUAUCCUGUCAUAUUUGCCAUUCAAUUUGUACGUACAUUGUGAGCAAUAGUGAGAGAGAGUGGCUCUGACACGCAAAUGGGAACAGUGGGUGGGGAGAACUAGCUCUUUUGCAUUAAAGACACGGGCAACAAAAACAGCUACAGUGUCUUAACAGCUCAAAUUUCCCACAUUCAUAAAGAUAUAAAUAAUCUGAUGGGUAUUUUGAGCUGAAACUUUACAGAUACUUUCAGGAGACACAAAAGACUUUAAAAAAAAAAAAAAAAAAAAAGACCCAAUCUUGGUAAAAGGGGUAAAAUAGCCCUUUAAAAGUAAUGUUUGUAGUGUUAGUGUACUUUGCUUAUAGAAUGAAGCUAAAAUAGCACCGAUUAAUCAUGAUUUAUUGAUAAUUGAUUUAAAGCGCAGUUUCUUACUUAUUUCAGGCCUGAUGGAGGAGACAAAAGAGAAAACUGGCUCACUAAAGGGAAAAGCUGAAACAUGUUUGACCUGCACUCAGUGUGGAAAGAGUCUGGGCAGCAAACAGAGUCUCAGGAAUCACAUGAUGAUGCACACUGGAGAGAAACCGUUCACAUGUGCUCAGUGCGGGACGAGUUUCAGACAUGCGUCAGCCCUUAAUCAGCAUAUGUUGAUCCACACUGGAGUGAAACCGUUCAAAUGUGCUCAGUGUGGGACGAAUUUUAGAUGUAUGUCAGCCCUUAAACAGCACAUGAAGAUCCACACUGGAGAGAAACCGUUCACAUGUGUUCAGUGCGGGAAGAGUUUUAGACAAUCAGCAGCCCUUGGUGAACACAUGAAGAUUCACACUGGAGAGAAACCGUUCACAUGUGUUCAGUGCAGAAAGAGUUUCAGACAGUUAUCAGCCCAUAAUAAACACAUGUUGAUCCACACUGGAGAGAAACCGUUCAGAUGUGCUCAGUGUGGGAUGAGUUUCAGACAAUCAUCACACCUUAAUCAACACAUGUUGAUCCACACUGGAGAGAAACCGCUCACAUGUGUUCAGUGCGGGACGAGUUUUAGACAAUUGUCAGCCCUUAAUGACCACAUGAAGAUCCACACUGGUAAGAAACCGUUCACAUGUGUGCAGUGCGGGACUAGUUUCAUACAAUCAUCACACUUUAAAAAACACAUGUUGAUCCACACUGGAGAGAGAACACACGAAUGUGAUCAAUGCAGCAAAACAUUUUUGAGUGUUUCAGAUCUGAAGGUCCAUCUUAGAGUUCACACAAAGGAGAAACCUUAUUCAUGUUCAUUGUGUGGGAAGAGAUUUAAAUAUCAGCAAAGUAUUAAAAAACAUCAGAAGAUCCACACUGGUGUGAGAGAGUAUAUGUGCUUUGAGUGUGAGAAGACUUUUAUUACAGCUGGAGAACUGAAACUGCACCAGAGGAUUCACACUGGAGAGAAACCGUACGUGUGUUCACACUGCGGCAAGACAUUCAGUCAGUUAGGAACCCUGAAAAAACAUCAGAGGAUCCACACUGGAGAGAAACCUUAAAAAAAAAAACAAACACAAUAUCUCCUCAAACCCCCUCUAAAAAGAAACCCAAAUGACUUAAAAUCACAGAAUGUCAAGAAAAUAAAUUGUUUAUUAAUGUUUAGAAAUUUUGCAUUAACGAGCAGUUGGACAGGUGUACCUAAUAAAGUGGCCGGUGAUAAAAUAUGUUAACAUUAUUAAAGUGUGAAGAAGACAUUAUAUGUACUGAAUGCUAAGAUGGAAUAAAAUGUGUCAAUUACAGC
Danio rerio (zebrafish) is the source of this 2098-nucleotide messenger RNA. The record is from RefSeq and is a predicted model, not a curated record. Lineage: Eukaryota; Metazoa; Chordata; Actinopteri; Cypriniformes; Danionidae.